AUGAAUACAGACAGUCAGUGCGAGACACCUGAGCAAGACAGCUUCAUGUCACUGAUUUCGGAGCCAACUGCCGGGACCCUGGAUGGAGACAUUUCAUUUGACAUGCAAAACGGAGUGUAUUCAAUGCCAAUUUCUGCAACCGAUGCCCCGGAGCAAAGUUUUCCAGCUGGCUUUUUGAGUGAACCUGGUGUCGUGGACAUGGAGGGUUGCGAUGCUUCACAGUUGGUUCAGGGUGAUGCAGAUGCACGAAGCUCAGACGUUGCAGUUUCACGGUCAGAUUACAAUAGGGCCUUGUUUGACGCACGUAUGGCGGCAAUGGGCGAUGUUGAGUUGAAGAUGCCAUGGGAAUCUGGAAUAAUGAAACAGAUUUUUGACAGUGACGAUGAAUCCCUUUUUCCUAGGGUUGUGCCUCCUUUGCCACCUGCAUGUUUAUUGCCAGUUUCUGCAACAAGUGCUGACAUGGCGGAACAGGCCGCAACAGAGAUGCCCUCAGCCAAGAUGUUGGACCUCAUGAAGUUGGCGGAGAAGCAGGGCCAUGCACAAGGUGAACCGGUUGUGGCAGUGACACAACCUGCCUUUGGGCCGGCUGAGAUUGCAGGCAGUGAUGACGGGUAUGACCAACCGACACCACUGAACACAGAGCACAUGUCACCGGCUCCAACUAAUGGAGAUGAUGAAGAUUCAGAUAGCAUUCCUUCAACUGAUGGCAGCUCCAGUGACAGCAGCGAUGAGGAAGAUCAGGCAGUCUCAAACGUAGACAUCCCUGGCCAAGAGGAGCAGAAACGUUUGAGAGAGCUCAUGCGUGAGAAAGGAAAAAGCGUAGGACAGUUCUCUUGUCCCAUCCCAGCGCUUCCUAGGCCAGACCCAGCCAUGGCGGAUGGUUCAAAUUUGGCGCCUGACUUGAGGAAACGCAUUGAAAUCAUGGCGGACCACAUCGCGAGGAAUGGCAGUGAUUUCGAAGCUACCGUCAAGCAAAAAAAUGUCAAUAAUCCACAGUUUGCUUUCUUGUACAAUGGCGAGGGCUCUGAGUACUACCAGCAGGUUCUCGCGAAACAACGAGGAACAACAACCGCCAAACCGCCCGUUCCGACGCCUCCACCUCCACAGGCACCUGCCAGCUUGUCAAAUUUGUUGCGUGGGCAGGUCAACGAAAGUGUGGCAACUGGAAAUGCGGGAGGAAGUCUGGCGAACCUGUUGCGAAUCGGGCAGGUAAAUCCUCAGACUCAGCCCCAGCCCCUCCGACCAGUGCCGCCAGUGCCACCAAAUCCGAUGCCGAUUCCAGUCCCGCCCCAGAACAUGUACCUGGGUCAGCGUCCACUGGGUCAGCUGGGUCAGCUGGGUCAGCCGGGUCAGCUGGGUCAGCUGGGAGCCCGUCAGGGUCAGGUUCCCAUGCCAAAUUUGCGGCAGGCUGAUGUGAGAUCUUCUGGAUUUCAGGCAGCACCUAUGCGCAUUGGAGUUCCACCAGGGCCUCAAACGCCAGAAACUGUGCCUGUGGGGAUUCUAUCCAACAUGUUGGGGGCUGCAAGCAAGAACAUCAGGUACAAGCCGCUGGAUCCAGCUGUGACCCCUCAAACCUUGCCCUUCGAGGUUCCAACUGCACAUAUGUUGGCAAAAGUGGAAGAAUUCUACGAUGAACUGCGAGAUGAGGAGCGUGACUCCUCGAGCACCAGCUCGUCGCGGUCAAGAUCUAGGGGGAGAGACACCAAAGACUACUCAGGUCGAUCAGGGUGCAUCGGGUUCAGCAUCGCUCCGCCUCCAAUGUCUUGA
This is a messenger RNA of Cladocopium goreaui, 1767 nucleotides long. NCBI's taxonomy places the organism in Eukaryota, Dinophyceae, Suessiales, Symbiodiniaceae. The record is from the annotation of a GenBank genome assembly.